Molecule: messenger RNA, 1695 nt
Organism: Erinaceus europaeus (western European hedgehog)
Lineage: Eukaryota; Metazoa; Chordata; Mammalia; Eulipotyphla; Erinaceidae
Gene: RFNG
Product: RFNG O-fucosylpeptide 3-beta-N-acetylglucosaminyltransferase
Exons: 8
Coding region: 100-1101 (333 amino acids)
Biological process (GO): regulation of Notch signaling pathway; pattern specification process
Cellular component (GO): Golgi membrane
Molecular function (GO): O-fucosylpeptide 3-beta-N-acetylglucosaminyltransferase activity
Source: RefSeq, a predicted model, not a curated record
CCGGGGCAGUGAGACACCGCUUCCGGGUCGCGGGGCGAGGCGGCCCUUAAAGGGCCACGGCCCUCCUGCCUCAGACUGAGCCGCGGGUCCUGCGGCCGCAUGAGCCGCGCGCGGGGGGCGCUGUGCCGGGCCUGCCUCGCGCUGGCAGCAGCCCUGGCGGCGCUGCUACUGCUGCCGCUACCCGUGCCCCGCGCCCGGACACCGCCCCCCGCCCUCGGGCCCCCUCCCCGCCCUUGCGCGGCCCCCGCCCGGCCCGCUGCCCCCAGCCUGCUCGCGGACGACGUCUUCAUAGCAGUCAAGACCACCCGCAAAAACCACCGGCCGCGCCUCGCGCUGCUUUUGCGCACCUGGAUCUCCCGGGCCCGCCGGCAGACUUUCAUCUUCACCGAUGGGGACGACCCAGAACUCCAGCUCCAGGGAGGCACUCACGUGAUCAACACCAACUGCUCUGCGGUGCACACCCGCCAGGCACUGUGCUGCAAGAUGUCUGUGGAGUAUGACAAGUUCAUCGAGUCUGGACGCAAGUGGUUCUGCCACGUCGAUGAUGACAACUUCGUGAACCCUGGGGUCCUGCUGCAGCUACUGUCCACCUUCUCCCCCAGCCAGGACGUCUACCUGGGGCGGCCCAGCCUGGAUCACCCUAUCGAGGCCACAGAGCGGGUCCAGGGGGUCAGGACGAUGACCACUGUCAAGUUUUGGUUCGCCACAGGAGGGGCAGGGUUCUGCCUCAGCAGAGGGCUGGCCCUCAAGAUGAGCCCGUGGGCCAGCCUGGGCGGCUUCAUGAGCACAGCUGAGCGAAUGCGCCUUCCCGACGACUGCACAGUGGGGUACAUUGUGGAGGGGCUGCUGGGCGUCCGCCUGCUGUCCAGCCCCCUCUUCCACUCCCACCUGGAAAAUCUGCAGCGGUUGUCCCCCGAGGCUGUGCUCCAGCAGGUCACUCUGAGCUAUGGUGGCCCCGAGAACCCACAGAAUGUGGUGGAUGUGGCAGGGGGCUUCAGUCUGCAGCAGGACCCUACUCGGUUCAAGUCGGUCCACUGUCUUCUCUACCCAGACACAGACUGGUGUCCACUGCGGAAGCAGGGUGCCCUCACCUCUAGGUGACCCUUGUCUCCAGGGGCAGGUGGGCACAGAAACAUACCCACCAGCCUCAGUGGGCCUCCUUGAGUGUCCACAAUUCCACCCAGGAGCCUGCUGCCCAACAGCACUUGGGGGUCACUCUGGGAGUGUGAGCCCCGCCCUGAGGAGGCAAAGGGUGCUGCCUCCAGAGCCUCGCCCCCAGGGAUGCCUCCCCAAGCCUGAGGGGUCCCAGGUUGGGAUACCACAUGGAGUUCUUUAGCCAGCCUUGGGAGCACAGAGUCUGCCAUUGGGGUGAUGCCCUCUCCCACACCAGCCGGGAUGACAGUCUGAGGGGCCCCACACACAGACUCUUCCUUACUCCCCUUCCUUUCUGGAUGUUAAUCUCUUUUCAGAAUCCAUCAAACUGGGCAAUCCUGGUCGCCUGCUGCCUCAGGUGGCUGACUCUACUCUCACUCACCAAUGCCCCCUCAGCCCCAAGUCCACAGACAGCAGGAGCUUCCAUAAGGGGCCCCAACCUCUGACUUCAGAGGUCUCUCAGAGAGGAUAGGGGCUGAGGGCAGCCAGUGCCUUCCUUUGGUGCUACUAUAAUAAGUGAAUAAAGGCUUGACUGUUACUCUU